GGCAGGGGCUAAAAGGGGCCUUUGCCCAUUUAUAACUUUGAAUUUCUCCACUAGGAAGAAGUGCCCAGACAAGAGAUUUUUGUUAUAUGACUUCAUGAAAAAUAGUGAAAUGUCAGGCUCUUCACCGUUUAAGAUGCGAUUAGUUCAUUUGGACCUUAAAGGAGCUCCACCAAAAGUUUCCUACCUCUCGGAGGUCUUUCCUCUGUUCCACGCCUUGGGCGCCAACGGGCUCCUCCUCGAGUAUGAAGACAUGUUUCCCUAUGAGGGCCGUCUCAGGCUGCUGAGAGCCGAGCACGCAUACAGCCCCCCCGAAAUCAAAGAGAUCCUACAUCUGGCUACACUGAACAAGCUAGAGGUCAUUCCAUUGGUGCAGACAUUUGGACACAUGGAGUUUGUGCUGAAGCAUGAGGCUCUCACUCACCUCCGAGAAGUGGCACUUUUCCCGAACACCCUGAACCCCCACGAGGCAGAGGCCCUGGCGCUGGUGGGAGCCAUGGUCAGCCAGGUCAUGGAGCUGCACCCGGGCGCGCGGUGGUUCCAUGUCGGCUGCGACGAGGUCUAUUACCUUGGCGAGGGCGAGGCCUCGAGACGGUGGCUGCAGCAGGAACGUAACACCAAAGCAAGACUGUGUCUGUCCCACAUAAAGGCAGUGGCCUGCCACGUGCUGGCCCGGCACCCUGCCACAAGGCCCCUGGUGUGGGACGACAUGCUGCGGGCCAUCCCCGAGGACCAGCUCUCAGCAUCGGGGGUGCCACAACUCGUGGAGCCUGUGCUCUGGGACUACGGGGCCGACCUAGACGUCCAUGGCAAAGCUCUUCUCAUGGAAAAGUACCGGAAGUGUGGUUUUCUCCGGCUGUGGGCUGCCAGCGCCUUCAAGGGGGCCACGGGGGUGAGCCAGGCCCUGACCCCCAUCGAGCACCACCUCAGGAACAAUGUGCAGUGGCUGCAGGUGGCGGCCCGUGGGCCUGCGGACAUGCUGCAGGGCAUCGUCCUGACCGGCUGGCAGAGGUAUGACCACUUCUCCGUGCUGUGCGAGCUGCUUCCCGUGGGAAUCCCAUCCCUGGCCGUCUGCCUGCAGGCGCUCCUACACGGAGGGUUUACCGAAGACGUUAAAGCAAAAGUGGAGAACUUUCUCGGGAUUUCAAACCUAGAAGUAACUGAUUUUACAAGUGAGGGGCCCGGCUCCUUCCCUGGCAGCGACAUCCUGGCCCUCGUCACGCACGUCAGCCUCCACUUGCACAGCUCCGUGGACACGCUGCUGGAGAGAGACAGGUACGUGAGCGGCUGGUUCAGCCCUUACCACCGCAGGCGGAAGCUCAUCCACCCGGUCAUGGUCCAGCACAUCCAGCCCCAGGCGCUCAGCCUGCUGGCCAGGUGGAGCGCCGUGGUGCAGGAGCUGGAGGCCGCCCUGCUUCGUGUCUUCUAUCCCGACGCCGUGGAGGAGUGGCUGGAGGAGAACGUGCAGCCCAGCCUGAGGCGGCUACAGGCCUUGCUGCAGGACCUUAGAGAGGCGGCUGGCGCCAGGCCGCACAAGGCUCAGGACCCCUGAGGGGGCGGGCCGGGCACCCCGUCCAGCUGUGUCCAUCCUGGCACCGGCAGCCCGCCUCCCCCUGUACCCGAUACUCCCUGCAACAGGCCCCACCCAGGGAGCAGACGGUUCUCGCUGGGAAAGACGAGUGGCGAGGUCCAGGGGACACGCUG
This is a messenger RNA of Lontra canadensis (Northern American river otter), 1701 nucleotides long. RefSeq names its product hexosaminidase D (gene HEXD). The record is from RefSeq and is a predicted model, not a curated record. Bases 95 to 1549 code for a protein of 484 amino acids. The transcript has 12 exons. NCBI's taxonomy places the organism in Eukaryota, Metazoa, Chordata, Mammalia, Carnivora, Mustelidae. Gene Ontology annotation, biological process: carbohydrate metabolic process. Gene Ontology annotation, molecular function: hexosaminidase activity.